AAAGUGUGUGCGUCACUUCCGCUUAUGGUCAAAAAUGGCGUCCUCCACGACGGGAGACGGCGUGAGUGAAGCUCAAUCUGGGAAAAAAUCGAAAAAGACUAAAAACCAGGUGAAUGAAGCUGAACUCCUGACCGUACCCGAUGGAUGGAAAGAGCCAGAGUUCACCAGAGACGACAACCCCCGCGGUCUGCUGGAGGAGAGCAGCUUCGCCACCCUCUUCCCCAAAUACAGAGAAGCUUACCUGAAAGAGUGCUGGCCACUGGUGGAGAAGGCUUUGGGAGAGGCACACAUCAAAGCCUCUCUGGACCUGAUAGAGGGAAGCAUUAGUGUUUGCACCACUAAGAAAACGUUUGACCCUUAUGCCAUCAUGAGAGCCAGAGAUCUCAUCAAGCUGCUCGCCAGGAGUGUCCCAUUCGAACAGGCUGUGCGGAUAUUACAGGACGACAUGGCCUGUGACAUCAUCAAGAUCGGAACCCUGGUGAGGAACAGAGAGCGGUUUGUGAAGCGAAGGCAGCGGCUGAUCGGUCCGAAGGGCUCCACCCUAAAAGCAUUAGAAUUGUUGACCAACUGCUAUGUGAUGGUGCAGGGCAACACAGUGUCGGCCCUGGGGCCCUACGGCGGCCUGAAGGAGGUGCGUAAAGUGGUCAUGGACACGAUGAAAAACAUCCACCCCAUCUACAACAUCAAGACACUAAUGAUCAAACGGGAGCUUUCCAAAGACCCUGACCUGCGGGUGCAAAGCUGGGAACGCUUCCUGCCUAAGUUCCGCCACAAGAACCUGGCCAAGCGCAAGGAGCCCAAGAAGAAGAGUGUGAAGAAGGAGUACACACCGUUCCCCCCACAACAGCCAGAGAGCAAGGUUGACAAAGAGCUGGCCACAGGAGAGUUCUUCCUACGUGAAAGUGUGAAAAAGAGGAAGAGGAUGGAAGAGAUCAAGGUGAAACAAGCAGAAGCACUGACCAAAAAGCAAGAAGAGCGGAACAAAGCUUUCAUUCCUCCUAAAGAGAAGCCGUUAAUGAAGAAGACCGCUAAAGCUCCUGUGGAAGGUAAGCUGGACAUCGAAGCCAUCAAGGACAAAGUGAAAAAAGCCAAAACCAAGAAACUGGGCGCUCCACCAGUGAACCCAGCUCCUCCCACCAGCAGCACCACCGACAAAAAGAAAAAGAGCAAAACAAAAAACAAAGGCUAACCACCGACA
Molecule: messenger RNA, 1198 nt
Organism: Thunnus maccoyii (southern bluefin tuna)
Lineage: Eukaryota; Metazoa; Chordata; Actinopteri; Scombriformes; Scombridae
Gene: krr1
Product: KRR1 small subunit processome component homolog
Exons: 10
Coding region: 35-1189 (384 amino acids)
Cellular component (GO): nucleolus; small-subunit processome
Molecular function (GO): RNA binding
Source: RefSeq, a predicted model, not a curated record